AUGUCGCCAGACCAAGAAACACUAGCCGAGUUCCUCAAGGCGCACCCGUCAACCAAGUUCAUCCGCCUCCAAUGGAUCGACCUUUCAGGCGUCCUGCGCGCUCGCUUCCUCCCCGUCGAUCGAUGCCUCCGAAUCGCUAGCGGCCAAGAAAACGUCUGCCUCGCUCAGAACAGCAUGAUUAUACCCAUUUCCACUGCCCCACGAUCCUUCUCUCUGAGCGACUACCAUGAAACCUGGUGCCUGCGCCCGGACUGGCAAUCGCUAUGUCUCUGCGGUUUCAACCGUGGCCACGCCACUGUCAUGAGCUUCAUGGACCAGAAGGAUGCUGCAUCACGCUUCGACAAGUGUCCGCGCACCCUGCUCAUCCAGACUCUCACCCGUCUUGAGAAAGAGUGGGGUGCAAAGGCGCUUGCAGGAUUCGAGAUCGAGUUUGUGAUUCUGGAUGAACAAGACAACAUCAUCAAGCCGCUGGAUCGACUGAACGGCUACUCGAGACCUGCUGGCUUACGCGGCGACACUUUGAACCUGGUUGAAGAAGUCGUCGAUGCCCUCCAACAGUCUUCCAUCGCUAUCUACCACUUCCAUGCCGAAGCCUGGGAUCAGCUAGAGAUUGCCCUUGCACCCCAGACUUUGCUGCAAGCUAUCGACUCUCUCAUCGUGGCUCAAGAGACCAUUCGCACCAUAUGCAUUCGCCGGAACCUCAAGGCAACCAUGACUCCAAAGCCAACGCUGGCUGGACCUUUGAGCGGCCUGCAUAUGCAUCUCUCUCUCGACAAUCUCCAAGGCGGAUCUGCCGACUGCUUCAUUGCUGGCAUUCUCAGUCACAUGGGCUCCCUCUGUGCCCUUGGAAUGGCCAACUACGACGGUUAUGUCCGCUCUGUCGACGAUGCUUGUGGGGCAUGGGUCGGUUUCGGUACUGAUAACCGUGACCUCCCGGUGCGAAAGAUCAGCGACUGGCAUUGGGAAUUUCGCAUGAUGGAUGCUACAUCGAACCCCUACUUAUUCGCCGCGGGCGUUCUCCUUGCAGGUCUGGAUGGCCUUGAGAAGACAACGGAAUUGGUCUGGAAGGAUUGUAAGUUCUUCCCUCAAAUGAUGGACGAGAGGAAGCGGAACGAACACGGCCUCAACACCCGUAUGCCGUCCACUCUCAAUGAAGCCUUGGACCAUUUGAAGCAAGAUGAAGUUUUGAAGAUGGACGUGGGCGAGGAGUUGAUGAAAUGGUACAUGUCGGUCAAAGACAAGGAGGUGGAGGUGUUUGGGAAGAUGAACGACGAGCAGAGACGAAUUCGCUUCUUGGAAUACUUCUGA
Molecule: messenger RNA, 1308 nt
Organism: Fusarium poae
Lineage: Eukaryota; Fungi; Ascomycota; Sordariomycetes; Hypocreales; Nectriaceae
Exons: 1
Coding region: 1-1308 (435 amino acids)
Molecular function (GO): glutamine synthetase activity
Source: RefSeq, a predicted model, not a curated record